Loa loa (African eye worm) is the source of this 1107-nucleotide messenger RNA. Its product is annotated as innexin family protein. The coding region runs from base 1 to 1107 and encodes 368 amino acids. Gene Ontology annotation, molecular function: gap junction channel activity. The record is from RefSeq and is a predicted model, not a curated record. The transcript has 8 exons. Gene Ontology annotation, cellular component: gap junction; plasma membrane. Lineage: Eukaryota; Metazoa; Nematoda; Chromadorea; Rhabditida; Onchocercidae.
AUGUUUGUAUGGCCUGAAGAAAUAACAAGCAAAUUUGUGUCAGCACAUUCGGAUCCUACAGACGAUUUCGUGGAUCGCCUGAAUUAUGUGUAUACAGUGGGUCUAUUCAUGUUUCUGGCAACACUUACAGGAGCAAAACAACAUUUCGGUACUGCAAUUCAGUGUAUGGCACCUACACACUUCCCAGGUACAUGGGUUGAAUAUGUACAGGAUUACUGUUUCGUAAGCAAUACAUAUAUGGUAAAUACAAGUAGAAUUAUUGUAAAAGGUGAAGCAAUGAAUGUUCUUAAAGAGGAAAUUUGGGUGCCUUAUGUAUUAUUACUGCAGGCUUUGCUUUGCUAUUUGCCAAAAUUUUUGUGGAACAUUAUUAUAGCAACACGUGAUUUGGAUAUGCGUUGUGUUCUGGAAGAAGCAAUGGAAUUACCGUCUAUUACGACAUUGUCAGUUCGUCGGAAGCAUCUCAGAAGAGUCGCUAACCUUGCAGUUGGAUAUAUCAAGUACAAGCAAAUGAGACAGACUGCUGAGUGUUGUUCGACAUAUCACUUUUAUGCGGUCGUAAAAUGGUUCUAUUUUACCAGUUGCUUAUGUCAAGUUUUACUCAUAAAUAAUUUCGUUGGUGAUGGUUGUUUGCUUUGGGGCUACCGUUUUAUGGAGGAAAUGCUUAAAGGUAACGACUGGAAGACAUCGGGUAUAUUUCCACGGGUAACAUUCUGCGAUGUCAAAAUUGCUCAAAUCGGCCAGCUAAAUACUCACACGAUGCAGUGUUUUUUGAUGAUUAAUGCGCUAAAUGAAAAAUUAUACUUGGUACUCUGGUUCUGGCUUUUAUCACUGGUGCUGAUUGACGCAGUGAGUGCAAUAAAUUCUACGUUACUUCUGCUUUGCCCAUAUCUACAUUACACGCGUGUAUUAUCUUUGUUACAGGCUAGUGAUACCUACAUUGAUGCGAAUGAUAAACGCUCUUUAUUGAAUUUUACUGAAAACGUACUCCGCCCUGAUGGAAUAUUGUUGCUGUCGUUUAUAAAGGACCGCGUUAAUGGAUUAAUUGCAAGUGAUCUCACGCGUGAAAUUUGGUUUAUUAUGAACAGAUGUAAAAGGUUGGUACAUUAA